Messenger RNA from Raphanus sativus (radish), 3446 nucleotides. Its product is annotated as ubiquitin carboxyl-terminal hydrolase 2. The transcript has 2 exons. Gene Ontology annotation, cellular component: cytosol; nucleus. Bases 294 to 3251 code for a protein of 985 amino acids. Gene Ontology annotation, biological process: protein deubiquitination. Gene Ontology annotation, molecular function: cysteine-type deubiquitinase activity; cysteine-type endopeptidase activity; zinc ion binding. The record is from RefSeq and is a predicted model, not a curated record. NCBI's taxonomy places the organism in Eukaryota, Viridiplantae, Streptophyta, Magnoliopsida, Brassicales, Brassicaceae.
CUUUUCGUCUUCACAUGAAAAAACAUUCUCUUAGAACCUCUUGAUUACUUAUGUCAAAAAGCAUAUCUGUUUUCUCUUUGGUUGUUAUUAAGCCAUUAGGGUCUUGUUUUUGAUUAUUUAUCAAGGAACUUAACUCUCAAACUCAGUUGUCUUAGACCUCUGGAAGAUUUUGACUCUAUAAAGUUUGGAUCUUUUUUUUUUGGUAAAAAAGUUUGGAUCUUUUGUAAGGUAUAGUAUUUAAAGUUUUGAUCUUUACUACUUAUUUUUAUAAAGGGCAUUCCUUUGGUGAGUGGAUGAUGAUUUAUGCUGUGGUGAUAGUUCUCUGUUUGUAUUAUCUGCUAAGCUGUAUUUGUUUAGGAAUGGGGAAGCAGUUAAAGAAAGGUCGAGCUCCUCCAGGUGGGAAGAAGGUAACUAAGCAAAGCGCGGAGACAGCUGAGGAUGUGACAGUGAUGGAACAAAGAUCAUGUGUCCACUUUGAUACAUGUGUUGAUUUGGAUAAGCUGUUGAAAAAGAUGAAAGCUUGUAAAGAAAUCAAGUGUGGAGAAUGCAAGAAAGGAGUGCACAUGAAGAGAAGAAGUGAAGAAGUGGGGGAAGUCAGUAGGUUUUCUUUUGCUGCCGCUAAGAAAGCUACUUGGCUUUGCUUGGAAUGUGGCCGUUAUCUCUGCGGAGGUGUUAGUUUGCCCACUGAACCUCAGAGUCAUGUCAUGCGCCACAUCAAGAUGACGUGUCACCGUCUUGUGAUUCAGUGUGAAAACACUCUGUUGAGAUGGUGUUUCGCGUGCCAGUCACUACUCCCUUUUGAGAAAGAAGAGAAUGGUGUGAAGGUAGAUUUGUUGCUGGAAGCUGUGAGACUGAUUAAAGAACGUUCCUCAAACACUUGCUCUGGUGAAACCGAGGCUGGAGAUUCAUGUUCAUCAAGUAGUAUCUCUGGUGAGAUCAAAGGUUUAGAAGCAAGAGGUGGUUAUGGCGUAAGAGGUUUAGUGAACCUUGGGAACACAUGUUUCUUUAACUCUGUGUUGCAGAACCUUCUUUCUUUGGAUCGGUUACGUGACGGCUUGUUGAGAGAGGAGGACCAGUGUUGUGACGGGCCUUUAGUUUCCUCCCUGAAGAAGCUGUUCACUGAAGCAACAUCAGAAGCAGGCUUGUUCAAUAGUGUGAUAAACCCAGUAGGCUUUUUUGGUUCUCUCUGUUCUAAGGCUCCCCAGUUUAGGGGAUAUCGGCAGCAAGACAGUCACGAGCUGCUUAGGUGUCUGUUGGAUGGUUUGAGCAUCGAAGAAUCAAGCCUGAGAAAGAAACUCGAUGUUUGUUGUGAUAGCGAGAAACCUACUCUCAUAGAUUCUGUAUUCGGAGGUGAAGUUUCAAGCACCGUAUCUUGUUCGGAAUGUGGACACUCCUCAAAAGUGUAUGAACCCUUUUUGGACCUCUCUUUGCCUCUUCCCUCCAAGAAACCACCUCCGAGAAAGCAACAAACCAUCUCCCAGGAAGAGAGAAGUAAACUUCCAACACCAACUAAGGUCCUUGAGAAUGUGACAGACUGCAAAGACUCAACAGAACCUGUAUCAACUGUUGCCCUAAUAGACAAUAAGCAGGUCCCUGAAAUUUUUGUAACACAAAGUGAUUUGGAAGAAGUUGAUAGCUUUUGGUUGGAAUCUUUUGGAAUAGAAAUCUCUCACAACAAUGAGACCGAUCUGGUUUCUCAAGGUGAUGCUAGUGAUACUGCCCCACUAACACAGUCUGUAGGUAGCACAGAAAGGAUGAUGCAUGAUAAUGCAAAACCGGAUAAAGAGGAUGCACAAGCUAUGCAGUGUAGCAAAGACACAGCUUCAAGUGGUAUAUCAGCAGAUAUUAGUGAGACUCGAGUAUGCGCUGAUGAAGAGGUUCCUUUGCUGGUUGCAGAUUCUCAAGUUCUGAAUAUGCCUUAUAAAGAUGAUAAAACAGCUGCAGAAGACAAGGGUGAGGCUUCCUCGUCAUAUGUGAAAGGCCACCAUGAAAAAACCGUAGAUUAUGUUGACUUUAGCUGGUUUUUUGAAGAGCCAGACGUCUCCUGUGAUGAUGACAAAACAGUUAGGGAAUGUGAGGAUGAAGUUUCCUCUUCACUCAUGAGCAGCCACCAUGGACAAACGAUUGACAAUGUUGACCUUAACGAGCCUGACAUCUCCUGUAAUGCUAAAACAGUUAGGGAACGUGAGGAUGAAGUUACCUCGUCACUUUUGAGCAGCCACCAUGGACAAACCGUUGAUUAUGUUGACCUUAACGAACCUGACGUCUCCUGUAAUGCUAAAACAGUUAGGGAACGUGAGGGUGAAGUUACCUCGUCACUCGUGAGCAGCCACCAUGGACAAAAGAUAGAGAAUGUUGACCUUAACAAACCUGACGUUUCCUGUAAUGAUAAAACAGUUAAGGAACGUGAGGGUGGAGCUUCCUCUUCAUUUGUGAGCGGCCACCAUGAACAAAAGAUACAGAAUGCUGACUAUCACUGGUUUUUUGACGAGCCUCUGAUAUCUAAAGGACCAGUUUUUGGACCACCAACUAAAGCUGAAGUUUCUGAAGCCGGUUUUUGGACCACCAACUCUGAUGCUGAAGCUGUUCUUGAUGAUUCGGAUUCACCAGUAUCUGUAGACACCUGUUUGGAUCUGUUCACCAAGCCUGAGAUUUUGUCAGAAGACAAUGCUUGGCACUGUGAGAACUGUUCGAGAAACCUAAAACUCCAACGGUUGAGAGAAAAGAGAGAAAGAUUUGGCUAUGGAUGGGUGUAUGAUAAUGGUUUUGAUGAGUGUGGAGAUAAUCUAUUCAACCAAUCCUUUAUAGAUUUCAGUAACUGGGAUACCAUGUGGGAUGAUAAGUCAGAGGAAGUGAUUGUAAGAAGCGCUGCAACUAAAAGAGUACUUGUAAACAAGGCACCACCUGUCUUGACCAUUCAUCUCAAAAGGUUUAGCCAAGACGCCCAAGGCAGGCUAAGCAAGUUACGUGGCCAUGUUGCUUUCAAUGAGUAUAUCGAUCUUGGCCUAUAUAUGGAUAUGGACUACUCUAGGUUGACCGAAGAAGACCAGCCGGUUUACAUGCUGUCCGGGUUAGUGGAGCAUUCAGGGACAAUGAGGAGAGGUCACUAUGUUGCUUACAUUAGAGGAGACGAUAAGGAGAGGAGAGACUCAUCCGUAUGGUAUCGUGCAAGCGACUCUUUUGUAAGAGAGGUUUCUUUUGAAGAAGUUCUUAGUUGUGAGGCGUAUAUCUUAUUCUACCAACGUAUCUGAGAACUCAGCAGCAGCAGGCCAAGUAUCUUUUGAUGUUCUUCGUUCACAGUUUGUGCUGGUGAAUAGAAGAAGAAAUAGAACAGAGAUUAUCAGUUUUUGUUUCUAUUUUCUUGAACCUAUCACUGAGAUUCUUUUAAUAUGUAAUUGAGUUAUUAACUUAAACUAUAAACUUGGCCUUGAUUAUAGACUUCGUUA